AUGGCUGAGAAAUGCCCCAAGUCAAAACUAAAAAGAAAGAAAUUGUCUAUCGAGGAGCCCCGAACUGAUAUAUUUUUCAGGAACACGCUGAUAAAGAACAACGAAAGUUCCAAUGCUUCGAUUGAAAGCUUGAGUUCAACGAGGUAAGCAAGCAGUCGAAGUGCAGUAACGUUAGCCAUCUAUCUAGCUCCCCCCAUCACAUGACUUACUCUUUUUUGUUUUGAUUGCAAUACAGGAUAUGUAUAACUGAUACCCAGAUUGAACAUUAGCAUCUAGAAUUACUCUGUGCUGCGGUGACAAGGAGAUAAUGCAUCUCUGUCUUCCUUGAUUGCAAUGCAUUGUCUUCAUUUCAAAUAGAUAGUGGUUGGUUCUCAUAGACAAGUACAUAUUAAAUUAAGAAACAUAAUUGCUCAUGUUCUCUUUACUAAUCAUACUUAUGUGCUCUAUUAUUUUGCUGUGUUCUGUAGACCUGUGGUCCCUACAGAGGCGUGGUGGUCCAGAGGUGACCUGGCUGCAAUUGAGAGCCUCUGGGCCCUGACUCUGAGUUCUGCUCUUCCCUGUCUGGAAGCUCACCCCUGGGACCCAGUCCCUGACCUUCCAACAGCCUCCACACUGGUGAGUUAGCCAGCUCAGGAGUGUGGAUGCAUCUCAAUAGCUGUGUAGGUGCAAGACUUUGUUCAGAUUGUACUAAUCAACUGGUCAUCGCCUUAAAUCGAGACCUUUAUUAAUUGAAUGUGGCACGUUGUUGUAUGGCUUGAACAAAAGCUUUUAUUUACAAAGUUAGCAAUCCCACUAUAAGUAGCUAAGUUUACAUCCAAUUGGCUACAGAUUUUCAUGCAAAAAUAUAAAAAAAUCUGCAUAAAGAAAUGGUGCAUUUUCCCACCAGUUGUGUUUCCACCAAACUGACUUGUUGUGGAUAAAAAGCAGUGCUUGACGAUGUAGUGCACAUCAAAUGUACUUUUUAGCUUAGAAUAAAAAUGUGUUUCCAUUUCAUUUUCAAAUGUGCCGAUAGUUUUGUCACAAAAACGGUUGAGUUAAAUAGCAUAUGUGCCUACUCUGGUCUUGGCACCUGCGCUCCAGCCAACAACUGGCAGAUACAGUGCGGGUUGUCUAGUCUACAUUAUGAGAUGAUUAUGGAUAAGAGCGAGACUAUUUUUAUUUGUCAAACGGCAGCCAAGCAUCAUCUUCAUGUCACCAGAAUAAGCCACACUCAAUAUUUAUUGGAAAAGAGCAUCAAGCUCAUCACUGUGCAGUUUCACCACCCUGUGAAGUUCAUCAUAACUUAUUUCAUAUGUAGCCUAAUUUAUGCUGGCUUCAUGUGCUCAUGGGAAGUGGGAAGUCGUAAAUCUGACCAUGAUUGUGUUCAAGUGCUUUUGAAGUCGGAACAAUUCUUCAACCGAUAAGAUUUUAGCUAGCCUGAUAAGCUUGCUAACAUUGCUAAUAAUAAAGUUAUCAGCUUGCUUAACAUUGACAAUAUGGUCAGACUAGCUACAUUAUCCAUAUUGAUGGUUGUAAUUGUCAAAAACAGACUUGUUGUCAUCUCUUGGUUGUGAAGGUAAAACUUCAGCGGUGAAACGUCACAACUCGGCAAAUCAAGUAACAACAUUUUCACAGAGUUUACCACGUGUAUUUUCAACUUGGGGGGGCAUUCAAGUGAAAUUUCCCACUGGGAACUAGGAGCUUCCGAUAACUCAGAUAGCACGUGAACGAGGCAAAACUGCAUGCUUUCCCUAGUCAUAGUGGGAGGACCACGCAUCAUAUCAUUGUGACUCCAAGUUUAGGCUACGUCGAUAUGAUUGUUAUUCUAUCAAUAUUUGUGCAUAAAUGCAUUUUCACCGCCAUUUCUCGCAUAAUACAUUUUAGACACAAAAAUAUCCCACCUUGUUUUGUCGACAUUUGGGAAGUUAACCGACAGGUUUCUAUCAGGCCUGUCGUAACAUAUACUUUACUCAAAUAAAAAGGUUGGAUGAAAACCUGGUUAGUGAUGAUUUCUCACACCUCAGCCACCACCUUUGUGUCAAUUCCACCUUGUACCAUGCAGGACUAAACAGACAAUGUCUCAGAAAAUUGAAAUUUCUCUCACAUACAAUAGCUGUUUUUGAACAGACUCAGCACUAACUAGUGGAGGAAGAAACCAAUGUGUCGUUGAGUACUGCUGAGCUGACUAAAAUGGCGGCCACUGUUGACCUCCCAGACGGGUAUAGCCUGCCGGAUGGCUGGCGCUGGGUCUCAAAGCUCCGGUCAGACAGUGGCAGUUCUGGGCCACGCACUCCACAUGAACCAAUCACUUUGACAGGUAGCUGAUGCAAUCUCGCAUUCGCUGAAUAAUUGACUCCAGUGGGCUUCUCUUAGAAAAGCACUGCUAGCUACCAGCUAAAGGAGUAAGUUAAGCCGCUAUGUGACAGACAUAUGGCCCAGACGAGAGACUGGAUGAAAUGAUGUGUGAGGUGCCGCCGGGACAGCAACUCCAAUGCUAGCGUCUCUUUUUCUUUUAACACUCCCAGUCCCUCCUUAUUACGUAUUUGGACACAUUAGACUUAGUCACAUUUGAGAGGAUCUCAAGGGCCCUGCUUGAUGGGGACAAAGUUACUCUAAGCAUGCCCCUCGCUCUCUGGCUCUCUCCUUCCCAUUCUCUCUCCUUUUCUAUUGUUCUCUCUUAAAUCCCUAUCAUUUCGCUCAACCUCUCUUUCUGCCUCUCUCUCCUUUCUUUCUGUCAAACACACUCCCCCUUCUCUCUCUCUCUCUCUCUCUCUCUCUCUCUCUCUCUCUCUCUCUCUCUCUCUCUGUCUCUGUCUCUGUCUCUGUCUCUGUCUCUGUCUCUGUGUGUGUGUGUUUCAGAGCUCUACUGUAGACCAGCAGAGUGAAUGGAGAUGGUGUAGCCUCAGUGAGGACAUGACUCCCUUUCCCUCCUCUCCCUCUCCUCCUCCCAUGGCCCCACACUGUUCCACCACAGACUCUCCUCUCAAUCCUUCUCCUGGUCUGGAAAAUACUCUCCUCCCGGUCCCAGUACAGACUAGGCAGACAACAUCCACCAUCAGUGGCCCUCCUUUGAAGUCUGCUCCCUGUCAAGAGGGGCCCGGAGAGGGGACUAGUAGUAGUGGUGCUGGCCACCCCAGACCACCAAGUCUGGGAGCCAGAGUGCCUGCUAGCUACGGAAGGGGAGGCCCAUGGAGUGGAGGGGGGCAUAGCAUGGUGUCAUCCAGAAAGGACACAAAACGAGGGGAAGGAGGGCAAAACACGGGAGCGGCCAGACCCCACCCUACAGCCAGGCGACCAGGAGGAGAGAAGGAGAGUCACCCCUCUAUUCCUCAGCCCUCCAUCAUCAGAGCAGGGAACGGAGGAUCAUCAUUACCACCAGAAGCCAGAAAGGGUGGAGGAGGAGUAGGAGAGGAGGGAGAGAAGAGGGGGAUGAAGAGGCUGCAGCUACCUGCAAACCGGGGGGAAGCCUCUUCCUCUACCUCUGACAGCUGCACUGCUGCUCCCAUGGAGGAGGAGGGGGAGAAAAGGGAGGAGGGGGUGUCUAGGAAGGGCAGAGCUGAUGGGGAUGCUGGCAAAGGAGGAGGAGGAUGGGCAAUGCAGAGCUGCCCCAUGUGCCUGGUGCCGUUUCCAGCUGGGUAAGUUAGGGCUGCCUGCCUCUUCACCUCUCUGUAUUCAGCACACUCAUCUGCUCUCUCUCUUUCUCUCUCCCAUAUGUCUGCUGCCUUAUACUACUUUCCUUCCUACGCACUCAAAUUGAAUGGUAGGUGGCUGCUCUUCUGCAGAGGUAAAACAUUGGUGUCUGACAAAUCCCCCUGUAGCUCAGUUGGUAGAGCAUGGCGCUUGCAACGCCAGGGUUGUGGGUUCGUUUCCCACGGGGGGCCAGUAUGAAAAUGUAUGCACUCACUAACUGUAAGUCGCUCUAAAAAUCCAAGGGAGAACCAUUGACUGUAUGGAUUCAAUACUUUCACAUAUGCAGGGCAUUUCAAAAUGUACACUACCGGUCAAAAGUUUUAGAACACCUACUCAUUCAAGGGUUUUUCUUUAUUUGUUACUAUUUUCUACAUUGUACAAUAAUAGUGAAGACUAUGAAAUAACACAUAUGGAAUCAUGUAGUAACCAAAAAAGUGAUAUAUUUGAAGAAUUUCAAAUGUAAAAUAUAUUAUGAUUUGUUUAACACUUUUUUGGUUACUAUAUGAUUCCAUAUGUGUUAUUUAAUAGUGUUGAUGUCUUCACUAUUAUUCUACAAUGUAGAAAAUAAAAAUAAAUAAAGAAAAACCCUUGAAUGAGUAAGUGUUCUAAAACUUUUGACCGGUAGUGUAGAUCUAGGAUAUACAUCCUAGACUGCAUUUUAAAAUGUAGAUCUUUACAUCGUAGAUUGCAUAGUGGACCAUGCUGGGUUUGCAUGUAAACAGUGGAAGGGACGUAGGUUGAAAAAAAAAAAAAGUACACAGUAAAUCAUUCAUUGAAAUGGGUCAAAAACGAAGGCCGUUUUAAGUGAGGUAGAGGAGGAGUGAAUGACAGGGCUAAAAAGCAGGGCUCAGGGCCAGUGGUGCGAGAGCUUGAUCCCUCUCGCUCUCUCCCCUCUCGUUGUACUUUCUUUCGGUCUCUCUCUCUCGGCUCGUUUUACUCUCUUUCUGAACAGGCCGGCCUUUGUGUUGGCCUGGGUCUGGCCCCGCAUCGUGGUCUGCUCCCCUAGCCAGCUCUGUGUACCUUGGCCCGGCCACACAACCCCGCUGUACUCCCUCCCAACUAUCUCUCUCUCUCUCUCUUGGCUGGACUAGCAGGAACAAUGGCUUCCUCUGUCUGGAGAGAUAAAAGGAAGAAGGCAGAGGAGAGUGACCUAGAAGGGGGAAGAGAGAGGGAGCGGCAUACAUCCAUCGUGUGCGUGUUUAGUGUGCAUGGAUGCAGGAGGAUACGGGUGGCAGGGUUCUUAGAAAGUACAUUAUUUGGAGCAAAAUUACUCUGCUCUAGUUUCUUCUCUUUCUCAGUCUCUCUCUCUCUCUCUCUCCUGAAGAGGACCCUCUGAUCGCGCAUUACCCUCCAGCAGAAUGACGUAGAGAGAGAGAUGCAGAGAGAGAUACAGAAAGAGUGAUCGAGAGGGAGAAUGAGCGAGAGAGAGGGAGCGAGAGAGCGUAAAUCUCAGCAGGCCUUUAAAACAGUAACGAGUAAAAAGUACAUGAGACCAAAACUGUGCGAGGAGCCCAGCAGGAGAGCAGUAGCAGUCUGAAGUUAAUAAGCUGCCAUCCAAGGCUACUGCUGAAACCACUGAAGCUCCAUUCAGUUUCAGUGCACUUUCAGUGCAGUCGGCAGUUGCGUUGAGCUUGAGCAUCAUUUCGAUACAAUACGUGCGAUGAAAGUUGUGAUCACUGAAGGUAAUACAUGGCGGUUAGGGAAGGCAUUUCCCAAACUAAACAGAUUCCUGUGAUUAUAGACUGCCGUUUUAAAGUAGGCCUCGAAUUGUUACUCUUUUUUUUAGUAAGAAAUAUUUGAUUGCUUCCUUCUUGUGAAGGAUUUCUCCUGUAGAAAGAGAUUUGAACCACCUGUAUUGACAAAUGACUGAAACGCUGUCCAUCCAUAUCUCCAGGUUCACUCAGAUGGACUGUGACAGCCACCUGGCCAAGUGUCUGUCGGAGAUGACCGUCGACAUGACCUGGUGA
Messenger RNA from Coregonus sp. 'balchen', 5636 nucleotides. The record is from the annotation of a GenBank genome assembly. NCBI's taxonomy places the organism in Eukaryota, Metazoa, Chordata, Actinopteri, Salmoniformes, Salmonidae.